This is a messenger RNA of Thermothielavioides terrestris NRRL 8126, 3920 nucleotides long. RefSeq lists its product as uncharacterized. NCBI's taxonomy places the organism in Eukaryota, Fungi, Ascomycota, Sordariomycetes, Sordariales, Chaetomiaceae. The record is from RefSeq and is a predicted model, not a curated record. Gene Ontology annotation, molecular function: RNA binding. The transcript has 2 exons. Bases 100 to 3696 code for a protein of 1198 amino acids.
AUCUCCAGCCCAUCGGCUCCGGGCUCGGCGUGGUAUCCUGUUCCGACGGGAUCGUGAGACGCAUACAUUCUGAUGAGGACCGGAAUCAGAUAAUCGAUAAUGUCCACUUCUAGACCAGGCGAGCACCUCACCAUCGGCUAUCCGCCACAAAGUGUCUCGGCUCAAGGUCGGUCGAACUCGCCCACAACUUCUUCGCCGAACGAUCCGCAGUCCGCCGGCAGCAACCUUCGGUCGCCCUUUGGUCUUUCGCCUGGCCUGACCCCCACAUCCAAGAUGUCGGCCGCGUCGCGCUCCGGCGCCGGCUCGCCCUCGCACGAGAUAGCCGCGUCCGGCCGCCUGUUCUCCAAACGGGCUAGAGAAAUCCAAGCCCAGGAAGGCGUUCCGGGCUUGCCGAUGAACCCCUGGAACGGCCCUCCCACGAGCGGAAAUUCGACUCCGCUUCGCGAGAACAUCCCCGAGUCGCCCACCGAUGGCUUCCCCGACUUUGCUCAGCUGCCCACCCCGGACAGCUUGCCGCAGACGCGGCGGACCCGUGCGGGCACAUUGCCAUCUAGGUUCUCGCCCGGCGCCGCUGGCACUUCCCUGCUCGGCGUGCCCGCCCUGGCCUCCAAGACGUCCCGCCCGAGCCCGUCGCAGACUCCAUUCAAGUCCCCUUCGCCGGGUCUUGAGGCGCCCGGCGAUCUCUCGAGCGGGUCCACGUUGCUUUCAAGGCUGCGUGCUGGCUCCAUGCCUCAGCGGAGCCCCUUCGCUCAUGUUUCGGGCACGAGCUCCCCGUUUGGGCCUUCCAUCUUCAGCAGCUGGAACCCGACCGGCCGCGAGAGGGGCAAUACCCUGGCGAGCAUUGCGAGCCUGGGGUCCAACGGGCCCAGUUCUCCAGCCCAGUCCCACGUCUCCCGCGAGGGGACUGCUGAGACCGAUGUUCAUAUGAGAACGCUGGACUACCUUGGCUUGGCUGAGACCCCCCAACCACCUCGUGCGCAGCUUGCCACCCCCUACCUGCCGAAUUACGCCGACUUUACCAAGGCCGCCAACCGGUUCCGAUCCUACUCGGUCAACAACAAAGACAGGUACGCCGACGAUGAGGAGGACGAGUACGACGCCGAGGCCAUGUCCAUAAUGGAGAGUCACUAUGCACAGCUUCAAGACCAGCUUGCCGCAACGAAUGCCGCAAUCCACAGCCAUAACUUGGCCGUGCAGGCCUUUGCGAGCCAAGCGGCUGUCAGCCGUCCGCGUGCAAGGACCGCCGGCGUCCUAGACACCCCGCCGUCGCGCAUGCUGCGCAACUACCUGCCUACUCCGUCGAGACUCGACAACUCGUUCACCGCGGCCGAGAUCCAGCUGCCGGAUGAGAAGACGUUCGACGACCUCGCGCAGACUACGGCCGCGAUGUCCUUGGGAAGGUCGAAUAGCCGGAACAACGGCCUGUUGGGAGCGGAGGAGCAGGGGCUGGAAGGGCCAACCAGCGCGCUGUGGCUCGGCAGCAUCCCGACGUCCACCACGACGUCUACGCUGACCGAGAUGUUCAAGUCGUACGGUCCGAUAGUAUCGGCCAGGGUCUUGACCCACAAGAACUGCGGCUUCGUGAACUUUGAGCGCAUUGACAGCGCCAUUGCGGCCAAAGCUACCAUGAACGGCAAGGAGAUAUUCCCCGGCGCGGGGCCGAUUCGUAUCAACUUUGCCAAGCCGCCGUCCAGCACCGGCACCCCGGGCCACGACGGAGCUGUCCCUUCUCCCAGCCCUGAUCCGUUCGCUAAGGGCCAGGAGAAUGGCCAAAAUGCCGGCGCCGGCGCUGGCGCGUCCGGCGAUGCGGGACCGGCGCCCGUCGCAGGAAACAACAUCACCCCCACCGUGCCGCCUCUUCGUGAGAUGACCGGCGAGAUUCUCAACAUUGUUCGGCAGUUUGGGGCCACCGAAGAAGACAGCUUCCGCAUCUCGAUGAGCCUGGAGCGGGCGAUUGAGUACAAUGCCUUCAUCGACGAGAUCCCCCCCAUUAAGGAACCUUCCCACACCAGGGUUCACGACGCGCCGAAGCUACGCGACAUCCGCAAGAGGAUCGACAACCAGUCACUGUCGCAGCAGGAGAUCGAGACCAUUGCCAUCGAUAUGCUUCCCGAGAUUGCCGAGCUCUCGUCUGAUUACCUGGGCAACACGGUCGUCCAGAAACUCUUUGAGCACUGCUCCGACCCCGUCCGGGACUCGAUGCUGGCCGAGAUUGCCCCGCAUAUGGCCGAGAUCGGCGUGCACAAGAACGGCACUUGGGCAGCCCAGAAGAUCAUCGAUGUGUGCAAGACGCCGCACCAGAUGGGCCUCAUUGUCCAGCACCUGCACCCGUACACGAUUCCGCUGUUCCUCGAUCAGUACGGCAACUAUGUCCUGCAGGGAUGCUUGAAGUUCGGCAGCCCUUACAACGACUACAUUUUCGAGACCAUGCUGAGCAGGAUGUGGGAGAUCGCUCAGGGGCGCUACGGUGCCCGCGCCAUGCGGGCCUGUCUCGAGAGCCACCAUGCCAGCAAGGACCAGCAGCGGAUGCUGGCGGCUGCGAUCGCUCUGCACAGCGUACAGCUGGCCACCAACGCGAACGGUGCUCUGUUGCUCACCUGGUUCCUCGACACGUGCACAUUCCCGCAGCGACGGACCGUACUGUCGCCUCAGCUCGUCCCGUACCUUGUCCACCUGUGCACCCACAAGGUUGCGUAUCUGACCGUCCUCAAGGUGAUCAACCAAAAGGCGGAGGCCGAAGCGAGGGACAUCAUCCUCCGGGCGCUUUUCUUCACGCCAAACGACCAGGUCUUGGAGGCGAUCCUCAGCGACCAUGCCUGCGGCGCGACCCUGAUCUUCAAGGUUCUGACCACCCCGUUCUUCGAUGAGACCAUCCGGAACCAGGUGGUCGAGACGGUCAAGUCGGUCUUGAUCCGCAUCAAGGCGCAGCCGGGGCAGGGCUACAAGCGGUUGAUGGACGAGGUCGGGCUGGCGACGCGGAGCACGGGGGGCGGAGGCGGCGGCUCGCGCGACCACGGGAGCUCGGAGCGUCAACGCCCCGGUUCACGCCAGGCGGCAAACGCCCAGCACCACCACCAGCAACCGCCGCAGCAGCAGCAACAGCAGCAGCAUCCGUCGCAGCAUACCGGACAGUAUGGCGGGAGUAGCAACCAGCAGUACUACAACCCGCUGAAUGCGGCGUCCAGCCCGGCCAACUACGACAUGGGCUUCGGCAUCCCCCGCAGCGAAGGCGUCGACCAAUUCCCGCCCUUCAAUGCCCAGACCCCAAUGUUCAACCCGCCUAACCAGCCGAUGGGGCCGAACGCGCUCCAGCAGCUGCAGUUCCAGCAGAACAUGAUGGCGCGGGGCGCCCCGCCGCCGCCCAUGAACAACUUCUUCCCCCCCAUGCAAGCCGGCUACGGCAGCUUCCCCAGCCCGAGCCCCUCGCUGGACCAGUACCGCGGCCAGCCCGUCGCGAACGGCAGCCCGAUCCCGCCGCCCGCGCAGAUCCCGACGGGCGGGCAGCCGUCGGCGCCUUUCGGCGCGCCGGCCUUCGGCGUCAACGUGCCGCCCGGCAUGGGCGGCUUCGGCUAUGCCAACCCGAUGCAGAACCCCGCCAUGGGGUACAUGCCGCAGCAGCAGGAACAGAUCAGCCAGAGGCCGCGCGGGCGCGUGGGCCGGAGCCCCCAGCCUGACGGCAGGCAGCGGCGCCAGUAAAACUUGGAUUCUUUCAUUCGACUCUGCUGCGUUUGUAGCGGGAUAGAGGGUUACUUUACGUACUUGUUUAGUUCUGUGAAUUUUCUCCUUCCUGUUCCCGUCUGCGGAGAACGAGACCCUCACGGCAAAAGCGAAAGAGCCAGGAACGGCCAAGAGAGGCUGCAGCGCGCUGCUUGAUAGGAGAGAGGGCAGGGGGCCGGGAGCCAGGGGGGGCGCUUACUGUA